AUGGCGGCGUCCUCUCUCCGGCGUCAUAUCGGCACACAAGCAAUAAGUGCCUCGCAAUCCCUGGAAUCCUUCCAGCGAGUAUGGCUCGGCUCCCGAUUGUCACGGCCCUUCCCGCGCCGAUUGGGGCUGGCAGUCAGUGGUGGAGCAGACUCCAUGGCGUUAGCAUAUCUCAGUAAACAAUGGGAAAGGAGUCGACCGAAUGAUAUAUCUGUCACGGCAUUCGUCGUCGACCACAAAGCGAGAGAAGAGAGCACCCGCGAAGCUAAUAUGGUCUCACAAUGGCUUCGAGACAUUGGAAUCAAAUCCGAGAUCCUCGAACUGACCUGGCCCGAAAGCACUAAGUCACCAUCCAAAGUGACCGCGUUCGAGACGCAUGCCCGCAGACUCCGUUUCCAAGCGCUGGGCAAAGCAUGUCGAGACCGCCAGAUCGAAGCCCUUCUAAUGGGCCACCACCAAGACGACACCGUCGAGACGACCCUCUGGCGUCUCUGCACCGGAGCCAAAGGCGCCGGUCUAGCCGGUAUCCCCCAAGUGACACGCAUCCCCGAAUGCCACGGUAUCUACGGCGUCUCUGAGAGCGGGUCGUCAUACACGAUCCCAUCGGGACCUCACCAGUCGAGAAACGACACCACCAUCUCAACAGGCGGAAUCCUCAUCUGUCGCCCCCUCCUCUCCUUUCCCAAGUCCAGCCUUCUAGCAACCUGCCACGAACACAACAUCCCCUACGUCUCUGACCCUACCAAUUUCGACCCAACCCUAACCCCCCGCAAUGCAAUCCGCAGUCUCCUGGCUGAGAAUAAACUCCCAAAGGCCCUCCAAGGCCCCUCCAUUCUAUCUCUGAUCAACUCCAGCCAAUCCCUCCUCCAGAACUCAACAUCCCUAUCAAACACUCUCCUCACCUCCUGCAAAAUCAACGACCUAAAUCUCCCCGCCGGAACAAUCACCCUCACCUUCCCCUCAGCACCAAUAGACCCAGCCUCCUUCCUCAACACAGUCACUAACAAUACCAACACCAAAGCCAAAGACAACGACAAAGCAAACCAACGAAUCCAUCAAAUCAAAUGCCUCACCCUCCGCCGAAUAACCGACCUCCUAGCCCCGUUCCCAGAGAAUCACUUCCCUCUCCGCAGUUUCGAGUCCUUCACGGACCUUGUGUUUCCACCCCAGGACCAGCCGGACCCUAAACGAAGGAAACCGUUCACGCUGGGCGGGGUAAUGUUCCAACCCGUGAACACUGCGUGUACUGAAGCAGAUCAGAGGGUCGAGGGUGGCAAUACCUGGCUCUUAUCCCGUCAACCGUUCAUGCGGAACCGGUUACCUACUCUGCGGGUUGCGGUUCCGAUUUCAGGGUUUUCGGCGGGUGAUACGUCCUGGAGGCUUUGGGAUAAUCGGUUCUGGUUCCGGUUUGGCAUUGUCCCCGAACAGGGUUCCCGUGGAGCUGAGGUUGAGGCGACUCAAGAUACUUCCAAGGGGGAGGUGAUAUCCUUGCUUGUUCGUCCGUUUCAGCCAUCGGAUCUUCAGGUGAUUCGAAGGGUUGCGGAUGAGCGGGGAGGGCGUUCGGAGAAGAAGAAAAGGAAGAUGAAUCCUGCUUUGGUUGGAUUAUUGGAUCGGCUUGGACAGGAAGCGCCCGGACACACUCGGUUUACUCUUCCCAUGGUGGUAGUUGAGAAGGGUUCUGGUGGACUUGAGUAUGACUUGCCCGUGGGGUUGCCGACGUUGGAUUUGUGGUUUCAUGGGAUGUGGGAGUCUUUACAGAUACCCGGGAGAUUACGGUGGGAUUGGAUGUAUAAGAUGAUGGACAACGAGCCGGUGAAAUUGAUGGGCUGGCUGUAA
Molecule: messenger RNA, 1833 nt
Organism: Aspergillus bombycis
Lineage: Eukaryota; Fungi; Ascomycota; Eurotiomycetes; Eurotiales; Aspergillaceae
Product: tRNA lysidine(34) synthetase
Exons: 3
Coding region: 1-1833 (610 amino acids)
Biological process (GO): tRNA processing
Molecular function (GO): ligase activity, forming carbon-nitrogen bonds; ATP binding
Source: RefSeq, a predicted model, not a curated record